AGCCCCGCCCAGCGGGAGGUGAACGGAAGUGAAGCAGGCAGGCCACAGUGGCCCUGACAGCAGGAAAAACAGCUGUUUGGCGAAGAAAGAACAAACUACUCGUUUAUCCUUUCCAUUCUUCCGCGGAGAAGACCGGAUGGUGGGGAAGUAGCUGUUGAGCCAACAUGGAACCCAUUUGUGAGCCGCUUUCGAAGACGUUGAAGCCGCUGCUGUUACUUUUCGCCUCGUUUCUUCUUGUUGUGUCUCUGGGUGACGGCAACAAGCAGCUGCCGCCACGAAGCCCCGGCGCUUCGGAAACGGCAGAAACUUACGACAAAUACUACAAUUACGUCAACCUAACCAAUCGUUUGCGGGCUUUAGCGCAGAGCUACCCCCACAUCGCCAACCUGUCGAGCGUCGGCCGGUCGGUGGAGGGCAGGGAGCUGUGGGUGAUGCGGAUCACCGCGGAGCCCGACAAAGACACGCCGGGGAAGCCGAAAUUCAAGUACGUGGGGAACAUGCACGGCGACGAGACCGUGUCCAGGCAGGUGCUGGUCUACCUGGUGGAGUACCUGCUCGCUAAUUAUGGGCAGGAAGAGCGGAUCACCGAGCUGGUGAACACCACGGACAUCUACAUCAUGCCCAGCAUGAACCCGGACGGCUUUGAGAGGUCGGAGGAAGGGAAGUGCGAGGGCAAAAGCGGGGCCCGGAAUAAUGCCAAGAACGUGGACCUGAACAGGAGCUUUCCCGAUCAGUUUGACGCGAAGACUGUGCAGCCAGAUCAGAUCCCAGAGGUUGUGGCGGUGAUGAAGUGGAUCAAGGAGCAAAAAUUUGUUCUGUCGGGCAACCUGCACGGCGGGACUGUGGUCGCCAGCUACCCCUACGACGACUCUGCCGCCCACCAGCAGGAAGGCUACUACAGCCAGUCGGCGGACGACGGCCUGUUUCGCUACCUGGCGCUGGUGUACGCCCAAAAUCACCCCGUGAUGAAGACCGGCCGGCCUAACUGCCCAGACACCCCCAGCGAAACCUUCGACGACGGCAUCACCAACGGAGCGCGCUGGUACGACGUGACAGGAGGAAUGCAGGACUACAACUACCUCCACGGAAACUGCCUGGAAAUCACCAUGGAGCUGAGUUGCUGCAAACAUCCUCGUGCUUCUGAGCUGCAAAACGAAUGGCGUCUGAACAAGGAGUCCCUGCUGGCCUACAUGGAGAAGGUACACAUGGGGGUUCAUGGCUUUGUGAAAGAUGCAGUGAGCGGUGCCGCCCUGGGCGACGUCAGCAUCGUGGUUUCUGGUAUCCGCCACAACCUGACAACGGCAAAAUUUGGAGACUACUACCGCCUUCUGCUCCCGGGAACGUACAACAUCACAGCUGUGGCUCCAGGGUACCUACCGAUGACAGUCAACAGUGUCCAGGUCAUUGAUGGGAAACCCACUGAGCUUAACUUUAAUUUACAGCCUUUAGUCAAUGAGGCUGGAGGCAGUACCCCCCAAUCCACAACCUCAGCUCCAUCUACCAAGCAUCUUAUUAUUCCUACCACAGAGGCUUACAACAGCACCCAGACUCAGGCUGCUCCCAGCAGCACUCCAUUCCUUUCACCUGAUCAUAAACCCAUCCAUCCAAAGGAGUUUCGUCACCACAACUAUGCAGACAUGGAGCUCUUCUUGCGCAAGUAUGCCAGCGAGUUUUCCUCCAUCACCCACCUUUACUCUAUCGGCCGCUCUGUACAAGACCGGGAGCUGUACGUGAUGGUCAUCUCGGACAACCCUAAAGUUCACGAUCAGGGGGAGCCAGAGUUCAAGUAUGUGGGCAACAUGCACGGAAAUGAGGUGGUGGGAAGAGAGCUCCUGCUCAACCUCAUUGAAUUUCUUUGUCGCAACUACGGCACUGAUCCUGAGGUCACUCAGCUGGUGAAAAACACUCGGAUUCACAUCAUGCCCUCCAUGAACCCUGAUGGCUAUGAGAUUGCUGAGGAAGGUGACGCAACGGGCGAGAAAGGACGGAACAACAGCAACAAUUAUGAUCUGAACCGCAACUUUCCCGACCAGUUUGUCAGCAUCACAGAACCCAGGCAGCCAGAGACAAUAGCCGUCAUGAACUGGUUAAAGAGCACCCCGUUUGUUUUGUCUGCAAACCUCCAUGGAGGCUCACUUGUGGUCAACUACCCCUUCGAUGACGACAAAGAUGGAAUUACUCAUUAUAGCCGGUCGCCUGAUGAUUCAGUAUUUAAGCAGGUGGCCAAAGCAUACUCGCAGGAAAAUCCUCUUAUGCACAAAGGACACCCUUGUGCGGACCUGUACCCUAGGGAAUAUUUUGCGGAUGGCAUCGUUAAUGGAGCCCAGUGGUACACAGUUCCCGGUGGGAUGCAGGACUGGAACUACGUCAACACCAACUGCUUUGAGGUGACCAUCGAGCUGGGCUGCGUCAAGUACCCCAUGGCUAAGGAGCUGCCAAAGUACUGGGAGCAAAACUGGAGAGCUUUGCUGCAGUUUAUGCACCAGGUUCACACCGGAAUAAAAGGCACCGUUUCUGAUCAGCGGGACAGGAUGGGAAUUCCCAACGCCACCAUCAGCGUGGAGGGAAUAGACCACAACAUCACCACAGCUCAUAGGGGAGACUACUGGAGACUGCUGGUCCCUGGGAAUUAUGCAAUCACUGCCUCUGCUGACGGGUAUACCCCUGUGACGAUCUACGCCACAGUCACAAAGGAUCACCCAGAGGUAGUGGACUUCCGGCUCACCCGCUUAUACGCGAACAAUAACGGCCCGUCCGACAGGGAGCUCUACAGCUUGAUCAAGGAGCUGUCUCAGGACCAAGGCUUGGAGCAGCUGGUCAGGAGCACAGCCACGGAUAACAGCUUCCGCUACCGGCGCCCGAAAGACCUGGACGCUUUCUUGAGAGGCCUAACCCUUAACUUCCCCCAAAUUACAUCUUUACACAGACUUGGCCAAAGUGUAGAGUUUAGAAACAUUUUGGCUCUGGAGAUCUCCAACAAUCCAACCAAACCUGAGCCGUCUGAGCCGAAGAUCCGCUUCGUGGCGGGCAUCCACGGCAACGCCCCCGUGGGCACGGAGCUGUUGCUGGAGUUCGCUGCCUGUCUGUGCAUCAACUACGGCAAGAACCCCGCCAUCACCAAGCUAAUCAACGAGACCCGCAUUUUCAUCGUGCCCUCCAUCAACCCCGACGGCCAGGCGCAGGCCGACGAGAAGUGCGCGUCCAUCCGGGGCAUGAACAACUCUCGCGGCAAAGAUCUCGACAAGACGUUUUUCGGCAACUCGUCGCAGCACGUGUCGGAGGUACAACCCGAGACCGUAGCGAUGAUGAACCUUAUCCAAAGCAACGACUUCAGUCUGUCUGUGGCUCUGGAUGGAGGCGCUCUGGUCGUCACCUACCCUUACGACAAACCCGUCCAUACCGUUAAUAACGAGGCCACUCUGAAGUACUUGGCAAAGGUAUACGCCAAGAACCACCCGAAGAUGCACCCCGGAGAUACUGCAUGUUCCAACAACGGGCAAAAGGGAAAUGUCCCUGAUGGAGUGAUGAAAGCAGCACAACUCCAGAGUCACAUGGGGAGUAUGAAGGACUUCAGUAUGGACUUUGGACACUGCCCAGAAAUCACGGUUUAUACCGGCUGCUGUCUGUUUCCUGCGGCCGACCAGCUGGCCACGCUCUGGGCCGAGAACAAGAAGGCUCUCCUCAGUAUGCUGGUGGAGGUCCAUAGAGGGGUGCGAGGAGAAGUGAAGGACAGAAGUGGGAAACCGGUUGUCGGAGCGACCAUUUUUCUGAACUCGACACUAAAGGUGUUCACUUCUGAAGCGGGCUACUUCCACGUGCUCGUCCACCCGGGCACCUACACCAUCGACGUCAUAGCUGAAGGCUACGAGGGUCAACGUAAAGAGGUUGAGGUGACUUCCUAUGAAGCUGCUGCUACUGUCAGCGUAGAGUUAGACUUAGACAACAGCAUAUUUGGAUUGCAAAGGGAGUUUGUGGUGGCCUGCGCAGCUGCCUCCAUGACAGCGCUGGUCUUGACGGCGUGCAUCAUCUGGUGCGUGUGCUCGCUGAAGUCCGACCGCCAGAAGGACGGCUUCCACCGCCUGCGGCAGCACCGCGACGACUACGACGACGAGAUCCAUCUCAACUCCAUGGGCUCCAAAAAGUCCCUGCUCGCCAACGAGUUCCAGGACGAAAGCGAAAGUGACGAAGAGACGCUUUAUGCUAACAAAAUCUGAGAGACGUCGCGCUAGUUUGAUUCAGUGUUUUUAAAAAAAAAAAAAGAAAUCCCUCCAGAGUUGAAUCCUUGACGUACAAGGAACUAAAUGAACUCUUGAUGUUGCAGCUUCACUUUCUCUCCCUAUGAAUGAGUGAUGUAAAAAAAAAAAAAAAUUUUUUUUUUUUUGUUACACCAUCAAGUUCUAAGUGCUCAGUUAUCCUGCUGGUGGACUUGUGCUCACCUUCAUGACCAGCCAGCAGGUAAAGAUGGAGGAUGGUGAUGAACACAGUGAAUGAAGAAGUUCUUGUCCAACCUCACUGAUCCUCCACAGCCGCUUCUUUGGUUCCGAGCCAUUCGAGAAGGUCAACGCUAGUUUACAGGCCAAGCUGUUAGGACUCCUGAAAACAAAUCUGCUUAGAUGUACUUUACCGCCCAAAAUUUACCUUUGAAAUUUGUUGUCUUCUAGCAGUAAUUUUAUUCUGCCUCAACAAUGAAAUCAACAGUUUUUUUUGUUUUAAAUCUUUCAGUCCGGGGUGGAAUAGCUGCAUGGAAACGUCCGAGCCUUUGGCAGAACGUCUCCAACUCUGUGCCUUGGCUUCUGUAGAUUUAUCAGUCCUGUCAGGCUGUGAUAGGUGAGACAAGACUCCAUUUUUGUUAAAUAAAACCGAGUCUAUGCUGGGAAUUGAUCCAUCUAUUAGUCAGCUGAUUAGAAAAGGCGACUUACCUUGGAGUCUAUCACGUUUGUAUUUUUGCACAGUUGGGUUUCCAAGUUUAAAGGACACCUGGACUGGAAAGUGCACACUUGCACGAAGGGCUUUUUUUUCUCCCCCCACCUCAGUGAUUCCAGCGGUACACUGAUCUCGUUGCUCGCUUAGCGCCGAUUCUUUGUAUCCGCCGCCAGAAGCACCGUCUCUGGCUCUGAUGAACCGGUAGUGACUCGGCACCAACUCUUAGCAGGGUCUAGCUGGAGACGGGUUCUUGGAUGACAGCGUUUUUAAAGAUCAAAAUGAUAGUGAAAACAUUGGAUAAAACAGGAAUAAAGAGUCGGGGGUAACCGGGUUAAGAUGAGCUUGCUUCGUCUUCCCAAUGUUUCUUUUUUCUUUAAAACCAGAUUUCUUUUUUUUUUCUUUUUUUUCUUUUUUUAACAGUCUGUCUAUUACAGCAUCUGUUUGCAAAUGAUGGGAUCCGUGGUGGUCAGCUCUCCCUGCACUGCAAUCUUCCUCUAAAAUGUAAAAUAUAAUGGAAGAUCAAAUAUUUGCUGGUUAAGAUGUUUAUAGUGAUGCAAUGAUGUGGAACCAAGCUGGUUCUCGGGCUUUGGAAAACACAGCCAGUUAUUUUAUUGAAUCAGGAGCUGGCUACAGCACCGCUGGAACCACUUUGCUGGGGGAAAAAAAAACCCAACAACAACCCAGAACUGGAAAGCAAGGACCAUGUUAUCCCUGCUCAAAACAAGAAGCUACAGAGAUAUAAAUAUGUAGUGAUGAUUGUAUUUAUUAUUCUCUUUUCUAUUGCUUUUUGUUUAAGUAUGAUUGUGUUCUGAACGUGGAAAGUUGACAUCGGUUUUGCCCUUUUUCUGUUCAUAACCAUCAGCUUGUUUUCUGCUGAACAAUGUUUUUUUUUUUCUUGAUGACUAAAUACUUUGAUUUAAAGUCAACCCUGUUUUAUUUGCCAAGUAAUUAAAAUGUAAAUGAGAGGUAUUUGUGAUCCAUAACGUAAAGAAGUUGUUCCCAAGCCUCAGAAAUUAUGCAGGGGAAUCCUGCUAAAUUGUUUUAGGGUUGUAACUUUUCUCUAAGAAAAAGGGAUCAGUUUCUCGGUGACUCAUUCAGUUAGAAAGGUGAGUUUCUCCAAAGACAAACGAGUCGCAUGGAAAGCUUUAAAAUGGUAGAAAGCAAUUAUUUUUUUUGUUAUCCCUCUCUUAGGGUUUCCGGUCUCAGAAACUUAAUCAAAAGCAUUUCAAAACAAACCUAAAAAAUCACAAAAUGGGAUAGACUUGCUCACACCUGAAAUGCUUGUAAAACUACUGUUGAUUGCUAUGAAAUCACUGAAAGUGCAUCUAAAUGGUGGGGUUUAGUGCAUGGUUUUAAAAAAAAACAAACAAAAAUGCACUUGGAGUUUACCCUUACCUUCAGCUAUUUUCACAAGAGAUUAUUUCUUAAUGUCUGCUCUGGAGAGGCAGCUUUGUAAAUUAUUUUUCUUAUGCUGCGUCUGUGAAGCCCCUCACGUAUGAGCUUUUGAAACUGUCACACAGUGUGACUUUUAUAUAAACAAAUUGGAACCAUAAAUGACGUUUUGCCAGUCGUACUUCUCGGUUACUGUGAGUCCACACGCGGUGGAACAUUUCAGCCGAAACCUUGGUGUGAUCAUGAUUACGCUAACAUGCCCCAUAGCUUCACAGAACUACACAAUAAAACUUCUCACGGCAACAUG
Molecule: messenger RNA, 6622 nt
Organism: Fundulus heteroclitus (mummichog)
Lineage: Eukaryota; Metazoa; Chordata; Actinopteri; Cyprinodontiformes; Fundulidae
Gene: cpda
Product: carboxypeptidase D, a
Exons: 21
Coding region: 165-4214 (1349 amino acids)
Biological process (GO): proteolysis
Molecular function (GO): metallocarboxypeptidase activity; zinc ion binding
Source: RefSeq, a predicted model, not a curated record